AUGUCAAAUCCUAUCCAACUUUGUUUAGAACGACUUCAUUUAGGGGAUGACGACAAAAUAAAACAAAGAGCAGAACAAUUCCAAGGUCAACUCUCCAAUCUACCAAUAAAAUUAUUUAGUAAAGGAGGUCCUAAUUGUAAAUCAGUCAUUUCCAUUCAAUUAGCUUAUGAAAGCCUACAGCAUUAUGAUUGGAAUAUUCAGUUAGCCGCUCAACUAGCAGGCUGUAAAGCAUCAGCUUAUGAAUCAGUACUAAGCAUGGUACGCAAACAGCUUAAUAUUCAACCUACUAUAACAUUCGACACAUUGUUGGUUGCUUUAGGAUCUACGACCAUGUCAGAACCUGUCAAAGAGCUCUGGACAAGUUUUCAACAGGACUAUUUAAGUCAAUUUAAAGGAGUGCAAAAAUCAAAUGCCCAACAGGAACUGGAGUUACCUUGCUGGAAAGGCGGCAUUAUCUAUUGCUGUUCUAAAGCACUAGGUGUAAUGUAUAUAUUUAUAUAUAACAAGAAAUGUAGCCCACAUAAAUAA
Messenger RNA from Cokeromyces recurvatus, 528 nucleotides. RefSeq lists its product as uncharacterized. The transcript is spliced from 2 exons. Lineage: Eukaryota; Fungi; Mucoromycota; Mucoromycetes; Mucorales; Mucoraceae. Bases 1 to 528 code for a protein of 175 amino acids. The record is from RefSeq and is a predicted model, not a curated record.